AGGCUUCAGGCUAAGUGGACAGAAGAGAGAGGAGAGAGUGUAUGACAAGAAAGCACGUGAUCGUCGGCAAUCAGCCAACAAAUAGGAGUACCUCGAGCAAUGGGAGGCAUCUACAUCCGAGACUCAUUCCAGGGGCAAUAAGAUCGGAUUUCGGGCACAGAUCAUGAAAGAGCUGGGUGAAAAAUAGUUCUCUAAAUCUUUGUAAAAUAGGAGGUUUGCAAGAUCGGUGAUGGUGACCAUGGCUAUGCACAGCUUAUACUCUGAAAUGUUGCUGGUUCUGCUCAUCGUCUUCUCAUCUGUUGCUGGCAGCUUAGGAGGGGCAUUUGUGGGUGUUAACAUAGGGACAGCGGUGAGAGACAUGCCAUCGGCAACACAGGUGGUGGCUCUCCUGAAAACACAACAGAUAAAGCAUGUAAAGCUGUAUGAUGCUGAUCGAGGAAUGUUGACAGCACUAGCGAGAACGGGCAUAGAGGUGGUGGUAACAGUGCCCAAUAACCAGUUGUUGGGCAUAGGGCAGUCAAACUCUACGGCAGCCAAUUGGGUGAACAAAAAUGUUGCAGCCUAUGUUCCAGAGACCAACAUCACAGGCAUCUGUGUGGGCAGUGAGGUGCUGAGCACUCUUCCCAAUGCUGCCCUGGUUUUGGUGUCGGCCAUGAAGUUUGUUCACUCUGCUCUGGUGGCUGCUAAUUUAGAUGGGCAGGUGAAGGUCUCGUCUCCCCUGGCCUCUGAUAUAAUCCUUGACUCCUUCCCGCCCUCUCAGGCCUUCUUCAAUGCUACCUGGAAAUCGGUGUUGGUACCCAUGUUGGAUUUCUUGAGGCGGACAGAUUCCUACUUGAUGCUGAAUGUUUACCCCUAUUAUGUGUACAUGGAAGGGAAUGGAGUGGUGGGAUUGGACUAUGCCCUGUUCCGGCCCCUGCCUCCUAACAAGGAGGCGGUGGACUCAAACACCAUGCUUCACUACACCAAUGUCUUUGAUGCCAUGGUGGAUUCUGCCUUCUUUGCAAUGGCCGACCUCAACUUCACUAACAUCCCUGUGGUGGUGGGCGAGACGGGAUGGCCCUCCAAGGGGGACCCUAAUGAGCCCGCUGCUACCACUGACAACGCUAAUUCUUAUAACAGCAAUCUUGUCCGCCAUGUCCUCAACAACACUGGCACUCCCAAGCAUCCUGGCAUCCCUAUCAACACAUACAUCUAUGAACUGCUCAAUGAAGAUGAGAAACCUGGUGCCACCUCGGAGCAGAACUGGGGACUGUUCAAUCCUGAGAAUUUAUCUCCAGUUUAUACUAUGCAUUUAACAGGUUCAGGCGUGGUGCUUGCCAAUGACACCACAAAUCAGACCUACUGCAUAGCAAUGGAUGGGGUGGACGCCAAGCUUCUCCAAGCUGCAUUGGAUUGGGCAUGUGGUCCAGGCCAAGCUGAUUGCACCGCUAUUAACCAGGAUCAACUCUGCUAUGAACCUGAUACCGUUCAAGAGCAUGCUUCUUAUGCAUUUGAUGCCUACUACCACAAAAUGGGCAUGGCAUCUGGAUCUUGUGACUUCAAAGGGAUGGCUACAGUAACUACAACGGAUCCAAGUCAUGAUUCCUGUAUAUUUCCAGGAAGAGCUACUGCAAAUGGAACUUUUGCGAAUGGUACCACAUCACCAGCGUUCUCCAAUUCCACCGCUAACAGCAGUCCACAGCUUCUUCUUCCACAAGUUCAAUCUCUCUUCGUUGCUGUUAUGCUUUAUAAUGCUUUAUUUUUGUGGUGAAAGAAAUUUUUCCUUGUAGAGAAAAUGAGUACUUCUGUUGGGUGACCAGAAGAGCAGAGAAGAUCAGCUAAAAUUGAACAACAUACCUAUUUCUUCACCAAGUGAGUGUAGAUUGCACUGAUUCAACAUACAUACAUACUCUUGUCUGCAGCUUUGAAUUCAGAAGAGUUGCUGAUUUUGUUACCAGUUUUGUAUGCAGCAUUUUUUUCCAAACCCUCAUAUAUCUAGGGUAAUGGACAGUGUUUGGUUGGAAAUUCGGCCAUAAUUAAAUGAAAUCUUUGAAUUCUUGAUUCU
Cryptomeria japonica (Japanese cedar) is the source of this 2044-nucleotide messenger RNA. Its product is annotated as glucan endo-1,3-beta-glucosidase 3. Lineage: Eukaryota; Viridiplantae; Streptophyta; Pinopsida; Cupressales; Cupressaceae. The record is from RefSeq and is a predicted model, not a curated record. Gene Ontology annotation, biological process: carbohydrate metabolic process. The coding region runs from base 230 to 1750 and encodes 506 amino acids. The transcript has 4 exons. Gene Ontology annotation, molecular function: hydrolase activity, hydrolyzing O-glycosyl compounds. Gene Ontology annotation, cellular component: plasma membrane.